Puntigrus tetrazona (Sumatra barb) is the source of this 1233-nucleotide messenger RNA. It is a transcript of the gene ptges3l, whose product is annotated as prostaglandin E synthase 3 like. Bases 421 to 888 code for a protein of 155 amino acids. The record is from RefSeq and is a predicted model, not a curated record. NCBI's taxonomy places the organism in Eukaryota, Metazoa, Chordata, Actinopteri, Cypriniformes, Cyprinidae. Gene Ontology annotation, cellular component: nucleus; cytosol. The transcript is spliced from 8 exons. Gene Ontology annotation, biological process: chaperone-mediated protein complex assembly; protein folding. Gene Ontology annotation, molecular function: Hsp90 protein binding; protein-folding chaperone binding.
GCCACACCGAACCAAAGCGGAAGUGACGCGAAGAAGAAAAACAUGGCGGCGCUGAAGCGCCGUGUAACGCAAGGGCAGUCGUUAUAGAAAUUCCCACCCCUCCUCCUCAGGCAGGAGGUGUGAAAGGCAAUAUCAUGGUUCGGGUGAGGGUAGAAACUACAGUGAUUUUCCUGAACGUUCCACCACCGCCUUUAAAUGGGAAGAGCUGGGGGUGAAGUGCUGUGUUCCUCUCCAGCAGCUGAUACCAUCCAUCCUAAAAAUAGAGCCAACCAUUCAGACAGCGACAGACGUACACCGAGCUCUCUCUCUCUCUCUCCGGUCAGCUCUGUCUUCUCGAAAAGCAAAGAAAACAACGUAAUCGAUUAACCAUUUAAAACAUUUACAGAGGAAACUUCAAGAACACCUCUUGGAGAAGUCAAAAUGCCAAAGAUUGUGAGGCCAGAGAACUGUCAACCAGCCAGAACACUGUGGUAUGACCGGAAAAAGUAUGUGACUGUCAACUUUGUGGUUCAGAACCCAAAAGAUGUUCAAGUAGAUAUCCAGGACACAAAAAUGAUUUUAAGCUGUAAAGACAUAGAUGACAACAAUAUCUACAAUGAGAUUGAAUUUUAUGACCGAGUGUUUAAAUCUGAUUCAAGGGAGAAAGUCUUUGACCGAACAGUUAAUCUCUUGAUAAGGAAAGUGAAGGAAAAUGUGGCAUGGCCUCGUCUUCAGAAAGAUCUAGCAAAGCCCGCAUGGCUGUUAGUAGACUUUGAUAACUGGAGAGACUGGGAACACGAAGAGGAAGAGGGCAUGGCUGAAUAUGAACAGUAUGUGGAUAUGCUUAAUGACAUGAAGAACAAAGGAGAGCCUCCUGCUAUGGACGACCUGGACGAUCUUAGUGACUGAGUGAGCGCCGAUGCCCAAGAUGAGCCUAAAAUGUUAUAUGUUCAGUAACAGAUCAUUCACAUUGGCCUGAUAGAUUUACAAUAUACUGUCACCGACAGUGUGUGUACAUGUAUGACAUGGAUGUAAUGUUUUUUUAACCUUCAUUUUUUUACUUUUAUUUAGAUUUUAUUUAUUUCCUUGCAAAACAAAUCAUCCUUGAAUCACACAGAAACAAAAUCAGAUGUGUAUUUAGUUUUUGCCAUUUUCAAAAUGCUACAAAAAAAAAACUAAAGAAAUUGUUUGUUUUUCAUAUUCUGUGUAUGUGUUUUCUACAUUAAAGUGAUCAAAAUCUGUGAUGCAAUAUUU